Messenger RNA from Alternaria viburni, 1965 nucleotides. RefSeq lists its product as uncharacterized. The transcript is spliced from 2 exons. NCBI's taxonomy places the organism in Eukaryota, Fungi, Ascomycota, Dothideomycetes, Pleosporales, Pleosporaceae. The coding region runs from base 1 to 1965 and encodes 654 amino acids. The record is from RefSeq and is a predicted model, not a curated record.
AUGCGUUCGCCUGCUUUUCCCGACAUUCCAAUCUAUCUGGAUACAGGCGAUGAACGAAUCACAGCAAAGACAUACGGUACAACACCAACUACGCCAACUACACCAGACAUCAUCCCUCCUCAACGACCAACACACCUGAGUCCGUCACAUAUCAACGCGCCACCCAUCAGCCCGGCCGAGCCAAGCCCUACAACCACUAUCGAGACUUCCAGUUGUCGGUCAGUCAUCUGGCCUAUUCCAGAACCACCACCAGAGAUCCAGCACCAGUCUGAUUCUCGGCGACCGACUCUUCGCUUCUUCCCGACUGAACGCCCUCGAGUCCGUCUCGAUACCGUUCAUUCCCUGCAGGUCCCUUCCAUCAACGAGAAGACUCCGAUCAGUUACUAUCAUCCGGGACUCGGCAUCGUCAACGGACCUCCCAAGCCCCCAUCUAUCGAGAUCUCUCCACCCAUCAACGAGAAGUCCGAUCCGUCCGCAAACUUCGCACAACGCAUUGAGGAGACCCUAUGGAGGUACAGCGCUUCAGGCAAUGUAUACAAACGAUGGUUGCUUGAGCUUCUAAGCUGGCUGUUCAGUGCGUGCUGUAUGGCGGCUGUCGUCGGAGUCCUUAUCGGUCUUCAAGACAAACCACUUGCGAAGUGGGUCUUAGCGGAGAAGACUGGGUUGACACUGAAUACUUACAUUUCCAUUCUCUCCAAGAUGGCUGGCGCUGCCCUUAUACUACCUGUAUCGGAGGCACUUGGUCAGUUGAAGUGGAGCUGGUUCCUCGAACAUUCCAAGCAGAUGUGGGAUUUCGAGAUCUUCGACAAUGCAUCUCGAGGGCCGUGGGGAUCACUACUACUGUUGAUUCGUACUAAAGGCAAAGCACUGGCGGCGCUUGGAGCUAUGAUUAUGCUCUGCUCUCUGGCUCUUGACCCAUUCUUCCAGCAAGUGGUCGACUUCCCGGAUCGCUGGGCAUUACAAAAUACCACUAGUGCCAUCCCAAGGGCCCCGAUGUACAUGCCGCCUUACGUUCCUGAUUUCUUUCAUGGGGAAGAACAAGGACAAGAAGAUCGCGAUUUUACUCCUGUCAUCAAGAAGUUCCUCUAUGGCAACGGAACUCAGCCCAUUCCCUUUCUGAACGGUACAAAGCCCGAGAUACCUCUAUCGUGCCCGACGAGCAACUGCACAUGGCCAGAGUAUGAAACCCUGGCAGUUUGCAGUAGUUGUGCCGAGGUCUCUCAUCUCCUGGACAUCAAAUUCGACUGUCUAGUAGACACUACCGUGGAUUGGACUGCUACUUGGCAAGGGCCAUUGGACGAGGUACCCUACCCGAAUGGGACAGUGUGUGGAUACUUUCUCAACAUCACAAGUGCUGCGCCUAUUCUGCUCUCUGGGUAUGUUGCGCAUGCCGACGAGUCACAGAAUGUGACCAACGAGGCCUUGAUUGCCAGGACGAUACCUCUUUCAGAUUUCGACACCAAGGAGCCACUCUACGGCGUCGGUUCCGUGAACUACAAAGACAUCCGCAAUCCGAUUCUCGACGCUCUAAUUGCAUCAGCAAUUGACGGCCCAGCAAGCGUGUUCCGCAACGAUACACCUGUGGUACAUGAGUGCAUCCUGUCAUGGUGCGUUCAAAGCAUCAAGUCGGCCUAUGACUGGGGAAAGUACACCGAGAAUGUUACUGCCACUUAUCUGAAUACACCUGACGAGCCGUUCUCAUGGCCAUGGGAGGUCUAUGAGGCUGAGACUGGCCAAGACCUUAUCUACACCCAAAACAUCACGCUCAAGCCGCCUCCAUCACGUUUACACCGAUUGAAUACAACGGCAUACGACAAAACAUACAGAGUCGAUAAUAUAACGGCAUACAAGACUAUGGGUGUUUUCGACGACUUCUUCCCUUCAUACUACACUCUAGAAGAUGGGUCUCCAGAAGCUUUGCUAAGUACGGACAUUCGAAGAGAAUCCAUGGCUAGCUUCCAAUAA